CAACAGUGCUCAAAUCAAAGCGAUAACAGCCCAACAACCGAAGCAGAGAGGCAAUCAGUCGAGUGUUAACGCUUCCAGUGAGCAGACUGCGCUGAUCGAUUGGUUGGAGUUUCUUUUCGAAGUGAGGUGAACAAAAAAUAUUCGUAGAAAUAAGAAUGUCGUUUGUCAUCCGCAAAAUCAUCUCGACCGGCAAGUGUCCGAAGCCAUUGGCCCCCUACAGCCAAGCGGUAGUCGCCGAUCGAACCGUGUACUGCUCGGGAGUGAUCGGCAUCGAACUAGAUGAGCCCAAGCUGGUGACCGGUGGUGCCGCCGUUCAAACAGCCAAAGCGCUGGAGCAUCUCACCAAUCUACUGGCGGCGGCUGGGUCCGGCAUCGAUAAGGUCGUGAAGACAACCGUCCUGCUAGCCGACAUGGAAGAUUACGCAGCCGUGAAUGAGGAAUACAAACGAGUUUUUGGAAGCAACUUCCCGGCGAGAACGUGCUACGCGGUGUCGAAACUUCCUCUGGGUGCUGCUGUUGAGAUUGAAGCCGUGGGAAUCGUCGGAGAGGUUAAAAAUGAAACUAGUUGAACAGGAUAUUGUUAAAAAUCGAUAUUUUACUCAAUAUAUUGAAAACCUAAUUAAUCCAA
Molecule: messenger RNA, 628 nt
Organism: Aedes albopictus (Asian tiger mosquito)
Lineage: Eukaryota; Metazoa; Arthropoda; Insecta; Diptera; Culicidae
Product: rutC family protein UK114
Exons: 3
Coding region: 156-569 (137 amino acids)
Cellular component (GO): cytosol; mitochondrion
Molecular function (GO): deaminase activity
Source: RefSeq, a predicted model, not a curated record